Molecule: messenger RNA, 1838 nt
Organism: Dermacentor albipictus
Lineage: Eukaryota; Metazoa; Arthropoda; Arachnida; Ixodida; Ixodidae
Product: basic salivary proline-rich protein 3-like
Source: RefSeq, a predicted model, not a curated record
GCAAUACGCCCCAGCAACCCUCAUCAUCACCUCAAUCACCGGUAAAGUCGCUGGCCGUGGCUUGACUAAGGGCAGGCCAGUCCGAGAGAGCACUGGUAAAACGCUUGGCAGCAAUACACCGGCAGGGACCUUCACGCGAAGAUGAGGACGCGAUUUGUUCCCACUGUGAUGGACACCGAUGAUGACGAUUCGGACUCAGGCUUCUCGACGACCCCAUUGCAGCCGCAGCCAGGGUCUGGCUCCAACGGUAAAGUGCUCCUUCUGGCGGUCACAGUGGCAGUAGUCGUGAGCAUCGUCACUACGCUGGCAUUCGGCCUCAUCCACCGCUCCAAAGGCACCGCUAAAGGGGCGGUAAACGCUUCAGCCAACACGACGCACACGGUAGCGCAGCAGGGGCAGAUGUGCCCCGCACAGCCCACGUGCCCCGGCACCCUCAACCCAUGUGCUCCCGGCCAGGCUUGCCCACCGGCUCCUGGCGUAAAUCCGUCGGGGCCGAUGGCACCCUAUGGACUGGCGGCCAUGUUCCAAACCGGUGACGACCCUCCUUUGGACAGCGUACCCUACGCUCAGUAUCUACAAGAUCAACAGGUUCCGCCGCCACCGCCGCCACCGCCGCCGCCACCACCACCUCAGCCGUUGCCACAGCCUCAGCCGCCAUUACAGCCGAAUCCGGGGUAUCCGCAGCAACAGCCGAAUCCGGGACAAGGACCGAAUCCGCAAUAUCCGGGGCAACAGCCGAAUCCGGGGCAACACUGGCAGCCUUGUCCUGCCAACGGGCUCUGCCCGGUAUUCAACGCGCCAUGCACUGCGGGGACGCUAAUGUGCCCGAGCCCGACGACGUGUCCUGCGACACCGUACUGCCCCAACACCAUUCGGGCAUGCACGCCAAACACGCCGUGCGCGCCGGCUGCGCCACCACCACCGCGCCCCGGUCCGCCGAAUCCCGGCUUUCCGUCGCAGAAUCCCGGCUAUCCGCAGCCGCAACCCGGCUAUCCGCACCAGAAGCGUCGGCGGAGCGGGCGGAAGGAACAACAUAAGCUGAGGCACCAGAAACACCUGCGAAACCAACACGGCGAGCGGCCGCGGAAACCCGAGAAAAGGCAGCCUUCCGAGGACGGGGACUCAGAAGCGUCGCGUAGCGCAGGCUUAGGGAUGCGCCACGAUGAGGCCAGCAAGCAGGAGAGCCCCAGCGCCCAGCCUAUCGUCGCGGGCCGGCGUUGCCACGAGGGCGACCAGUGCGACGACGGCCGGUCCUGUCCCUCGCGCGGAAGGUGCACCGGGGAUGGCCGCGAAUGCGACGCCGACCACGCCUGCAGAGGCGGCGAUGAGGACGGCGGCGAGUGCGAGCGCCGCUGCCCCGUUAAAGGUCCCAAAGAGGCCCGCCGACAUCACAAGGGCCACGCCCCGACGACUACUUCCUCUGGUCUCCCAGAGGUCUCUCACCACAAGUCAAGUAAGCCGCUCGCAUAAACACAGCAUGAAGCAGGAAAAACAACCACAACGGCAGAGGCAAGCGCACAGCAGAAGACCUCAGAAAGAAACAAAAGUAAUUAGUCAUUUGUUGACCCAAUGGAAAAGACAAACGCAGGCUGUGCAAAAGCUGAACUUGGUGCUUUCCACUUUUCCUGUCUCCAGUUUUCCUCAUACACACACAGCCUGAAGUGCAGCUGUACGCCAGAACUCAGGCCAUGCCUCGCUGCAAACUGCACUGGAGGCUCCGUCAGCAAUGCCGACACUCAUUCUAAUUUUCAUCAUCACACACAAACAUUUUUGUCAUCCAUAUUAAUUUAUCAUGGCACCAAAUAAAGCUCAGCAUCAAGGGCCCGUUUCACAUCCUA